UUUCCCUGGAAGAGGAAACCUUCAACAAGGUCCCGGACAUGAAUCUCUUCAUUUAUGUCCUCCUUUUAUCAAUUUGGACAAAUAGUUGUUUAGAUAGACAAGAAAGCAAUGGAUCUGAUACUGCAGAAGCUACAACUGUUGAACCCAGGCAGAGAAGAAUUGAAGGAGUACAGCACCGGCUACUCAUUUUCAUAAUUGCUAUCAUCAUCAUCAGCUUUAUUUUAAGAUGUUAUUGUUUUAUUCACUAUGGCUGUGUGAGCAAGAAAGCCUAUGGUGCAGCAACGGUCAAGAAAGAAGACAUCACCAAAGCAUCCACGUCAUCUAAAAUAUCAUUCACUGAGUCCAAGUCACCGACUGCUGGUCCAGGCAAUCUAGAAAAACAAUUAAUGCUAUCUAGUAUAGAUAAGUCAUCUGGGCCCUCAACUCCACAAAAAGUCUCUGUUCCUUCAAGUGUAGAAAAGUUAGUCAGGCCCUCGAGUCAACAAAACCCAUCCAAGCCAUCAAAUCCCAAAAAAGUGUUAGGAUCAGUCCCCCAGGAAAAGUUGCAUAGAACACGCAGUCCAAAAAAGGCACAUAGGCGGUCUCAUGCCCAUAAGCUAGUUGGUCAGGUCAGUCCAUCCUGUGCAAAGAAAGCCAUCAAGCCAACUUGGCCAUCAAGUCUACAAUGUCCAGUCAAGCCAACCAAAAUGUCUCCACCCUAUCCAAAGAGUCAAAGUGUCCCUGUGCAAUCAAGUAUACCGAAACUGACCAAACUCCAGAGACAUCUUAAACUAAAAAGCCUGGCUAGUGAAGGUAGGGCAGAAAUAUUAUCUAGGCCUCAACCAGUGAAGUUUUGUCAAUACUACAAAGAAAAGUGCCUUGUUUGCUGUGCUGUUUCUGAGCCAUUCAUCACUCAUAUUUCAGAAGAGAAUAUGAAGCAUGUUCCAGUUCCACUUUCUUCAAGCAAACUGAAGUGCUUUUACAAGUCAUCUCACAAGACAGAGCCCAAAGACAAUGCACUGUAUGGCGACAUGAAUGAUAGCCAUUUGUCAACAUAUAGCAAUGACAGUGAGAGUGACAGGGAGAUGACUAUUAUGGGCAACAUAAAAUGCAAGGAAGCCGCCUAUAAAACCUCCCAAAAUAAUUAA
Cervus elaphus (red deer) is the source of this 1127-nucleotide messenger RNA. RefSeq lists its product as uncharacterized. Bases 39 to 1127 code for a protein of 362 amino acids. The transcript is spliced from 3 exons. The record is from RefSeq and is a predicted model, not a curated record. NCBI's taxonomy places the organism in Eukaryota, Metazoa, Chordata, Mammalia, Artiodactyla, Cervidae.